AUGUCCUCGCAGGUGGCUGGCAGAAAGAAGAAUGAGGGGCUGCAGAAAGGUCCGUCGGAGGCCUUGCAGAAACGACGCCGGCGCAUGUCUUUUAGCGAGCUUACAGACUUUGUUGUCGAAAGGAAGAUUUCAACAGUGGCAGAGCUAUGGAAGGCCGCCAAAGAGGAAAAGAUGCGUGGCAACUCUUUGGUUUGGGACCAUGUGGGGCAGCUUCGGGAUCCAGCUGCGGAAGUGCAGAAAAUCUUGGCUGCGUGGCACCGACCUGAAACCUUGGGGGCUUCAACUCUUAUCACCUCACCACGCUUUCCUUUGGAGCACUUUGAUGUACCUCCACGGGUCCUGCAGUGGAAGGAGACCCAAUCCCUCACCCAUACCUUAAUCCUGCGUGGUCCGCCUGGGACUGGGAAGACUGAAAUGGCUAUAUCCGUGCUUUUGUCCACAUGCCGCGCUGGCAUCCACUUUGUCAGCAAGCUUGAUCAGAUGCAUAAGAUCACCGUGCACCAGAUGCAUAAGAUCACCGUGCACCCAGGUGAGGGACUUGUUGUCGAUGAGGCUUGUUUCAGGACAGUGAGCAUUGAUGAUGCGAAAGCUUGGUGCGAUGAGCCACAGGCUGAUUCGGACGCCUGUGCAUCCCGUAUGAUCUCAGAUACACCAGUGGCUGCAGCGGCUGCGAUCUUGCGGCCAGAUCAGGAGCCACAGGGUGAGUCGUCCGGAGCGGACGCCUUCAAGGCCCAUAGGAUCUCAGAGACAGCAGCGGCUGCAGCGGAAGAUCUCUUGUGGCCGGAUGACGAUGAACUCAACGAGAUGAUGGAAGAUUCAUUUGAUUUUUGA
Molecule: messenger RNA, 831 nt
Organism: Durusdinium trenchii
Lineage: Eukaryota; Dinophyceae; Suessiales; Symbiodiniaceae
Source: the annotation of a GenBank genome assembly